GAAACCAAAAAUCUCCUUCCAAAAUCGCAUAUUUAUAUUCAAACAAACACUCAAAGAACUUACAACAAGUACCUUUCAUCAACAACCCACACUCUCUCCCACUUCACACUCUCACCACCAUCAACGCUAUCCUCUCCGGCGGCAACUUCUCCGAUCAACCUCCGGCGACUUCUCCGAUCAUCCCAAAACCAUGAUAACACCGGAAUGAAUCUCAUCCACUCCCGAUGUCGAUUUCAUACUCCAACUUCUUCACCGACUCCGACCUCUUAUGCGGCGAGGAAACCUCCAGCAUCUUAUCGUCAGAUUCGCCGACGGAAUCCUUCUCCGAUGGUGAAUCUUAUCCGCCGCCGGAGGAUGAGUUCAUCGCCGGAUUAAUCGAAGACGAAGGUAAAUUCGUCAUCGGAUUCGAUUAUUUCGUGAAGAUGAAAUCUAGCUCGUUCGAUUCCGAUGCUAGAGAUGAAUCCAUUCGAUGGAUCCUAAAGGUGCAGGGUUAUUAUGGUUUUCAACCGGUUACGGCGUAUCUUGCCGUGAACUAUAUGGAUCGGUUCUUGAAUUCUCGGCGGUUGCCGCAAACAAAUGGGUGGCCACUGCAACUUCUAUCAGUUGCUUGCUUGUCUUUAGCUGCAAAGAUGGAAGAAACUUUAGUCCCUUCUCUAUUGGACCUUCAGGUAGAAGGUGUCAAAUACAUGUUUGAACCCAUAACAAUUAGAAGAAUGGAGCUACUUGUUCUAAGUGUCUUGGAUUGGAGGCUAAGAUCAGUUACCCCAUUUAGCUUCCUCAGUUUCUUUGCGUGCAAGUUAGAUUCAACUUCAACUUUUACUGGGUUUCUCAUUUCACGAGCUACACAAAUUAUCUUAUCUAAAAUCCAAGAGGCCAGCAUUCUUGCAUAUUGGCCCUCAUGCAUUGCUGCCGCGGCUAUACUCUAUGCAGCUAACGAAAUUCCUAAUUGGUCUCUCGUUGAGCCCGAGCAUGCCGAGUCGUGGUGCGAGGGGCUAAGAAAAGAGAAAAUUAUAGGGUGCUACCAGUUGAUGCAAGAACUUGUGAUUGACAAUAACCAAAGGAAACCCCCUAAAGUGUUGCCACAAAUGCGAGUGACAAUCCAGCCCCUUAUGAGGUCAUGUGUCUCGUCAUCUUCCUCUUCUCCUUCCUCAUCAUCAUCAUCCUAUAAAAGAAGGAAAUUAAAUAACUGUUUGUGGGUAGAUGAUGACAAAGGAUCAAACUCCCAAUGAAAAGAACAAAAAAAAAUGAACAGUAGUACUAAUAAAGGAAGAAAAAAACUUAAAAUAAAUAAGGUGGUGGUCCAAGUUUGUCCAGAAACCUCAAAAUUUUAUUAUAGAAGGUUUUUGAGUUUCAUAAUUGACUUAGAGUCAUGGGGCACAUUACUACAAUAUUGCAUAAGAGUUGUGAGCUUUUAUUAUUAUUGUUAUUAUUAUUACUUGUUGGUGGGUAUAGUCAUUCAGCAAUGGCUUUGCAGAUUCCCUAGGGAAAGUGAAUGAGAGACAUGUAGAGAGUGAGAAAGGGAAAUAAUAUAACUCCACAAAGAUGCAAUUAAUGGAUUGGUCAUGUAACUGGUAAGUGUGGAUGAAAGAAGUGGGAAUUCUGAACUCAAAAUGUGUUUUGGUUAUUUGUUGAAAGGGGAGAACAUUGUGGGACAUUGCUUGAAAGCUUUGAAAGAAAAGCAGAGUCUCACAGAGCAGUUAUAUCAAUUGGGUUGAAACUUUGGAAUUUGAACUAUUUCUUAUAAUGGGUUUUUCUUAGUCAAUCUCCUCAUUUUGGACAGUAUGCUUUCUUCUUUCAACUUGCACAAGUCACUUUGAUGGGAUCCCACAGUUAAAAAAAAUGUUACUGGUAGUAAGUUGAAGCUAGCUGCAUUGUGUGGACUUUUGGAGUGUGCAAUGCACGUGAGUAUGUGUGAUUUUUGUUCUGUUUUAUUUUUGGCGGGAAUUAUAUAUUUUUUAUUUUGGCCUUGAGUUUUGGCCUAACUAUACAGGACCCAUUAUCUGGUGUCCAACGUGUGUGGUGGAAACACGUAUCUAUAGUUUUAUUUUAUUUUGGAUUUUUUCAUUUGUUUUCACCUCUUUUCAUAUUAGCCUAAUUGGCUUUGGCUUAAGAGAAAAAGAAAAAAAAAAAAAAAAGGUUUUUGGAGCCUUUUUCCUGUGUGAUGUGUAUUGAAUUCAUUAAUAGCAAUUAUAAAUUUUAUUAUAU
Medicago truncatula (barrel medic) is the source of this 2205-nucleotide messenger RNA. RefSeq names its product cyclin-D1-1. NCBI's taxonomy places the organism in Eukaryota, Viridiplantae, Streptophyta, Magnoliopsida, Fabales, Fabaceae. The record is from RefSeq and is a predicted model, not a curated record. The transcript is spliced from 6 exons. The coding region runs from base 225 to 1229 and encodes 334 amino acids.